Anguilla rostrata (American eel) is the source of this 8629-nucleotide messenger RNA. Its product is annotated as filamin-A-like. Gene Ontology annotation, biological process: actin cytoskeleton organization. The coding region runs from base 286 to 7779 and encodes 2497 amino acids. The record is from RefSeq and is a predicted model, not a curated record. Gene Ontology annotation, molecular function: actin filament binding. The transcript is spliced from 48 exons. NCBI's taxonomy places the organism in Eukaryota, Metazoa, Chordata, Actinopteri, Anguilliformes, Anguillidae.
UUCUCUGGUGCGUAAGGGCUUCCCCCAGAGGCAGAACGCGCCGGGUGGGUGGUGCAGUGUCAUAGACACACUCGAAGUUUGUUUUCUGUACUUGGGCUUUAUGCUGGAGACAGACGGAGGAUUUGGUGUCCGCGAGUCCCUAUAAAAAACACUAUAGAAACAAAGUGGGCUUCAUAACGAAACAAAAGUAUCAUACCAAGGAAGAGGUGACCCGUGGAACAAUAAAAACCCGUGUUGUUGACCCCACCCUGAAAACUAGACCGUGCGCGAGGAAGCAGGGUCAAAAUGAGUUAUCCACACCCACAAUUCAAUCAGUCAGGCGCUGCCGCCGCGUCUCCAGUCUCCAGUUCCUCUCUCGACCCGGACAAGGACGCAGAAAUGCCGGCCACGGAGAAGGACCUUGCAGAAGACGCUCCUUGGAAGAAGAUUCAGCAGAACACCUUCACUCGCUGGUGUAACGAGCACCUGAAAUGCAUCAACAAGCGGAUCGCCAACCUGCAGACGGACCUGAGCGAUGGGCUGCGGCUGAUCGGGCUCAUCGAAGUACUGAGUCAGAGGAAGAUGUUCCGAAAGUACAACCAGCGCCCGACCUUCCGACAGAUGCAGCUGGAGAACGUCUCGGUGGCGCUCGAAUUCCUGGAGAAAGAGAAUAUCAAACUCGUUUCAAUCGACUCGAAGGCAAUCGUUGACGGGAAUCUGAAGCUGAUUCUGGGGCUGAUAUGGACGCUGAUCCUGCACUACUCCAUCUCCAUGCCCAUGUGGGACGAGGAACAGGAGGAGGACGAGGGCAAGCAGAAGACGCCAAAGCAGAGGCUGCUGGGAUGGAUCCAGAACAAAGUGCCAGACCUGCCCAUCGCCAACUUCAGCCGUGACUGGCAGACAGGCCAGGCCCUGGGCGCUCUCGUGGACAGCUGUGCCCCAGGGCUGUGUCCGGACUGGGACUCCUGGGACAAGGAGAAACCAGUGGACAACGCCCGCGAGGCCAUGCAGCAAGCGGACGAUUGGCUGGGAAUCCCACAGGUCAUCGCACCGGCGGAGAUCGUGGACCCCAACGUGGACGAGCACUCUGUGAUGACCUACCUGUCCCAGUUCCCCAAGGCCAAGCUGAAGCCUGGGGCCCCGCUGCGCCCCAAACUCAACCCCAAAAAGGCCCGAGCCUAUGGCCCAGGCAUUGAGCCCACUGGUAAUAUGGUGAUGAAGAAGGCUGUGUUCACCGUGGAGACGGUCAGUGCUGGGAACGGGGAGGUGCUGGUGUACGUGGAGGACCCUGCUGGGCACCGUGAGGAGGCUAAAGUCACGGCCAACAAUGACAAGAACCGCACCUACUCGGUGUUCUACGUCCCUAAAGUCACUGGGCCCCACAAGGUGCACAUCUCAAGAGCCCUCUGGUACUACACCACCUACACCACAUCUACGCUGCAGGUACUACACCUACACCACAUCUAUACCGCAGGUGCGGGGGAGGGCGAGGUGCAGGUGCAGAUCACAGACCCCCGGGGGAGGACGGACACAGUGGUGUCCCAGCUGGAGGACAAGGGCGGCAGCAGCUUCCGCUGCACCUACAGGCCCACCCAGGAGGGGGCGCACACCAUUUACAUCACCUUCUCAGGGGCACCGAUUCCCAAGAGCCCCUAUACCGUCACUGUGGGAGAAGCCUGUAACCCCGGUGUCUGCCGGGCCAAGGGGAGGGGCCUGCAGCCCAAAGGUGUCCGGGUGCGAGAGACUGCCGAUUUCAGGGUGUUCACCAAUGGGGCUGGAACCGGGGAACUCAAGGUCACCAUCAAAGGACCAAAGGGUCUGGAGGAACCCUGUAAGAGGGCAGAUCUUGGCGAUGGGGUGUACGGCUUUGACUAUUACCCCACCACACCUGGGAACUACAGCAUCUCCAUCACCUGGGGUGGACAGCCCAUACCGCGCAGCCCGUUUGAGGUGAAGGUGGGGACGGAGGCGGGGCCCCAGAAAGUGCGAGUGUGGGGUGCAGGUCUGGAGAGCGGGGUGGUGGGCAGGUCAGCUGACUUUGUGGUGGAGGCCAUCGGGGAAAAUGUCGGCACUCUGGGCUUCUCCGUGGAAGGUCCCUCUCAGGCCAAAAUUGAGUGCGACGACAAGGGCGACGGGUCAUGUGACGUGCGGUACUGGCCGACCGAAUCGGGGGAGUACGCGGUGCACGUCCUCUGCAACGGCCAGGACAUCCUGCACAGUCCCUUCAUGGCGGACGUCCAGCCGGCCCCCGCCGACUUCCACCCAGAGAAGGUGAAGGCGUAUGGUCCCGGGGUGCAGGCCAGUGGGGUGGCGGUGAACAGACCCACUGAGUUCACCGUGGAUGCCACACAGGGAGGCACGGCUCCCCUGAAGAUACAAGUGCAGGAUGGCGAGGGGGGGCCGGUGGAUGUGCAGGUGAAGGAUAAUGGGAACGGAACGUACAGCUGCAGCUACACCCCCCACAAGCCACUCAAACACACGGUCCUGGUGUCCUGGGGCGGGGUCAACAUACCUGACAGCCCCUACAGGGUGAAGUUUGGAGCCGGGUGUCGCCCCAGCAAGGUGAAGGUUUUUGGUCCCGGGGUAUCCAAGACUGGACUGAAAGCCUUUGAACCUACUUACUUCACCGUGGACUGCACGGAGGCGGGCCAAGGGGACAUCAGCAUUGGGAUAAAAUGCGCCCCCGGCGUGGUGGGGCCAGCCGAGGCCGACAUCGACUUUGACAUCAUUCGGAACGACAACGACACCUUCACCGUCAAGUACACGCCCCCGGGGGCCGGCAGCUACACCAUCAUGGUGCUGUUCGCCGAUCAGGCUGUUCCCAUGUCGCCCAUCCGGAUCAGGGUGGAUCCCUCUCACGAUGCCAGCCGGGUGACGGCCGAGGGUCCGGGUCUGAGCAGGAGGGGUGUGGAGCAGAACACCCCCACCCACUUCACCGUGUCCACCAGGGGCGCUGGCAAGGCCGACCUGGACGUCCAGUUCAGCGCAGCCGCCAAAGGCGACGCCGUCCGCGACUUUGACAUCAUCAGUAACCAUGACAACACAUACACCGUGAAAUACACGCCCGUGCAGAAGGGUAACAUGGGCGUGAAUGUGACCUAUGGGGGAGAUUCCAUUCCCAGAAGCCCCUUCUCUGUCCCGGUGGCCCCUUCACUGGACCUGAGUAAGAUCCAGGUGUCUGGCCUCAGAAAUGAGAUGGCGGUGGGUAAAGAUACGGAGGUUGUGGUGAAGAGUGCCGGGGCUGGAGGUCAGGGCAAAGUGGAGGCCCAGGUGAUGGGUCCAAGCGGCCGGCCCGUAGCGAGCUCGGUGGAGCGGGGUCCGGACCCCGAGACCAGCCGGGUCCGCUUCAUUCCCCGGGAGCCCGGCCCCUACCAAGUGGAUCUGACCUACGACUCCGCCCCCAUCCCCGGCACCCCCUUCCACGCGCGCGCCGUCCCCCCCCCAGACCCUUCCAAGGUGCGGUGCUCGGGCCCCGGUUUGGCGCGGGCCAGGGUGGGCGAGACGGGCGAGUUCGUGGUGGACUGCACCAGCGCCGGCCCGGCCGAGCUCACCAUAGAGAUCAUCUCCGAGAACGGCACGGAGGCGGAGGUCCACAUUCAGGACAACGGCGACGGCACCUUCUCCAUCACCUACACCCCCCUCUACCCCGGGGCCUACACCCUCACCAUCCGCUACGGGGGCCAGGAUGUGCCAAACUUCCCCACUACUCUCAACGUGGAUCCUGCGGGAGACUCCAGCGGGGUCCAGGUGUUUGGGCCUGGAGUGGAAGGCAAGGGUGUGUUUUGUGAGGCCACCACAGAGUUCACGGUGGACGCGCGCGCUCUGAGCCCCCGUGGUGGGGGGCACGUCAGGACCCACAUCAGCAGCCCGUCGGGCAGCCUCACAGACGGCCUGAUUCGGGACCUCGGGGAUGGCACCUACCAGGUGGAAUACACACCAUACGAGGAGGGUGUGCACGGUGUGGCGGUGGCGUAUGGCGGUGCACCUGUGACCGGCAGCCCGUUCCGCGUGCCGGUGACGGAGGGCUGCGAUCCGACACGCGUCCGAGUCCACGGCCCCGGGCUGCGGUCGGGAAUCACCAACAUGCCAAACAAGUUCACCGUGGAAACGCGGGGUGCAGGGACAGGGGGUCUGGGUCUGGCGGUGGAAGGUCCUUCUGAAGCGAAGAUGUCCUGCGUCGACAACAAAGAUGGCAGCUGCAGUGUGGAGUACGUCCCCUUCCAGCCUGGAACCUACAACCUCAACAUCACCUACGGAGGCCAGCCCAUCACCGGAAGCCCUUUCGCCGUUCCGGUGUACGACGCGGUGGACUCCUCCAAGGUCCGCUGUGAGGGGCCGGGCCUGGGCCCCGGAGUCAGGGCCAACGUCCCCCAGAGCUUCACCGUGGAUACCAGCAGGGCCGGGGGAGUGGCUCCCCUGCAGGUGGCCGUGCAGGGGCCCAAAGGGGUGCAGGAGCCGGUAGAGGUGAUGGACAGCGGGGACCAGACGCACGCUGUCCGCUACGUCCCCUCCAGGGAGGGACCCUACUCCAUCAGCGUGCUGUACGGCGACCAGGCCGUCCCUCACAGCCCGUACAGCGUGAUGGCGCUGCCCACACACGAUGCCAGUAAAGUGCGGGCCAGUGGCCCCGGCCUGGACGCGGGGGGGGUGCCGGCCAGCCUGCCUGUGGAGUUCACCAUCGACGCCACAGACGCUGGCCAAGGACUGCUGGCCGUUCAGAUCACGGAUUCAGAGGGCAAACCCAAAAAGACCAACGUUCAGGACAACCACGACGGGACGUUCCUGGUCUCCUACGUGCCCGACGCGACGGGCCGCUACACCAUCGUCCUCAAAUACGGGGGGGACGUCACCCCCUGCUCGCCGUACCGCAUCCGGGCCCUGCCCACGGGGGACGCCACCAAGUGUACAGUCACAGUCUCCAUUGGUGGACGUGGUCUGGGUGCGGGGGUGGGCCCCACCAUCCAGAUCGGCGAGCAGGCGGUGAUAACGGUGGACGCGCGGGCGGCCGGGCCGGGUCAGGUGACCUGCAGCGUGCGCACGCCGGACGGCGCCGAGGUGGACGUGGACGUGGUGGACAACGGCGACGGGACCUUCGACGUCUGCUACACCGCGCAGCAGCCCGGAAACUACGCGGUGUGCGUGCGGUUCGGGGGCCAGCACAUCCCCAACAGCCCCUUCCACGUCACCGCUGUGGAUAGGCCGGCCGGAGUGAACGGGAUGGACGCGUCCGGACUCCGGCCCUUCGACCUGGUCGUUCCUCUGGCCCCCCAGGAAGGAGAGCUGUCUGGUGAGGUGAGAAUGCCGUCGGGGCAGGUGUCCAGGCCGGACAUGGUGGAUAAUGCAGACGGCACGCUGACCGUCCGGUACGCCCCCUCUGAGCUGGGUCUGCACCACAUGGACAUCAGAUCCAACGACAGCCACAUCCCAGGAAGUCCCCUCCAGUUCUACGUGGACUAUGUGGACAGCGGUCACGUGACCGCUUACGGCCCGGGGCUGAUCCACGGCACGGUCGGCAAGCCUGCCGUAUUCACCGUCGACACCAAAGAAGCAGGAGAAGGCGGCCUGUCUCUGGCCAUCGAGGGCCCAUCCAAAGCCGACAUCAGCUGUGUGGAUAACGAGGACGGCACCUGCACCGUGUCCUACCUGCCCGUCACACCUGGACCGUACAGCAUCAUCGUCAAAUACAACGAGCAGCACGUCCCUGGAAGCCCCUUCAGGGCCCAGAUCACCGGGGAGGGCUCCAUGCGCAGGACCGUCGGUUCCGCGGCGGACAUCCCGCUGGACAUCGGCGAGCUGGACCCGAGCCAGCUGACCGUGUCCCUGACCACGCCCUCCGGCCGCGAGGAGCCCUGCGCCUUCAAGCUGCUGCGCAACGGUCACAUGGGGGUGUCCUUUGUCCCCCGGGAGAUCGGGGACCACCUGGUCAACAUAAAGAGGGACGGCAGCCACGUCCCGCGGAGCCCCGUCACCGUGACCAUCAGCCAGUCCGAGUUCGGCGAGGCGGGCCGGGUGGAGGUGUCGGGGCGGGGACUGAGCGCGGGGCGCACGUGCGAGCCCGCCGAAUUCACCAUCGACACGUCCCGGGCUGGCUACGGAGGCCUCAGUCUGUCCAUCGAAGGCCCCAGUAAAGUGGACAUCCACACGGAGGACCAGGAGGACGGGGUGUGCAAGGUCACCUACUGCGCCACCAAGCCAGGGAAUUACAUCAUCACCGUCAAGUUUGCUGACCAGCAUGUUCCAGGAAGCCCGUUCACGGCCAAGGUGACCGGCGAGGGCAGAACCACGGAGAGCAUCACCAGGCUCAGGAGCGCCGCCGCGGUGGCCAACGUGGGCAGCCCGUGUGACCUCAGCCUCAAGAUCCCAGAGAUGAACAUGGCCGACAUGGUUGCCCAGGUGACCGGGCCUUCAGGGAAGGUCCAGAAAGCAGAGAUCAUAGAAAGGGAUGACCACACCCACAGCAUCCGCUUUGUUCCCACGGAGAUGGGCACGCACUCCGUCAGCGUCAAGUACCAGGACCUCCACGUGCCGGGGAGCCCCUUCCAGUUCACCGUGGGGCCCCUGGGGGAGGGCGGGGCCCACAAGGUUCGAGCUGGGGGCCCCGGGCUAGAGAGGGCAGAGGCUGGAACACCAGCGGAGUUCAGCGUUUGGACCAGGGAGGCGGGGGCUGGGGGCCUGGCCAUCUCAGUGGAAGGACCUGGCAAAGCGGACAUCGCCUUCCAAGAGCGCCAGGAUGGGUCCAGCGGCGUGUCGUACGUGGUGCAGGAACCAGGAGACUACAAGGUGUCGGUCAAGUUCAACGAGGAGCAGAUUCCCGACAGCCCCUUCCUGGUGCCCGUGACCCUGCCCUCGGAGGACGCCCGCCGCCUCACAGUCGCCAGCCUUCAGGAGUCGGGCCUGAAGGUGAACCAGCCGGCCUCCUUCUCAGUGAGUCUGAACGGUGCCAGAGGCACCAUAGAUGCUAAAGUCCGCAGCCCCUCGGGAGCCCUGGAGGACUGCUGUGUCACCCAGAUCGAUGAGGACAAGCACACGGUGCGCUUCCUCCCGCGGGAGAACGGAGUCCACGCCGUCGACGUGAAGUUUAACGGCUCCCAUGUCCCGGGCAGCCCCUUCAAGAUCCGCGUGGGCGACGCCAGCCAGGCUGGGGACCCGGGCUUGGUGUCCGCCUACGGGGCGGGGCUCGAGGGCGGUACUACAGGCUCUCCCUGCGAGUUCACCAUAAACACCGGCUCGGCUGGGCGUGGCACCCUGGCUGUGACCAUCGACGGCCCCUCCAAGGUGAAGAUGGACUGCCAGGAGUGUCCGGAGGGCUACAGGGUCACCUACACCCCCAUGGCCCCCGGGAACUACCUGAUCUCCAUUAAAUACGGGGGGCCCUACCACAUCGCGGGGAGCCCUUUCAAGGCCAAGGUCACUGGUUCCCGAUUGGUCAGCAGCCUGAGCACGCAUGAGACUACCUCAGUGCUGGUGGAUGCCGUCUCGCGCAGUACCGCCGCGCGCCAGCAGGGGUCAGCGUGGCCAUCCUCCGAUGCCAGCUGUGCUGUGGCCAAGGGGUUGGGCCUGUCAAAGGCCUCCACAGGCCAAAAGAACAGCUUCAGUGUCGACUGCAGCAAAGCGGGGCGUGGCAUGCUGCUGGUGGGCGUGGAGGGCCCCUCUGUGCCCUGCGAGGAGGUGGUGAUCAGACACCUGGGGAGUCGUCUGUACAACGUGACGUACCAGCUGGUGCAGAAGGGCGAAUACACGCUGGUGGUGAAGUGGGGUGACGACCACAUCCCCGGGAGCCCCUUCCACAUCACCGUGUGACCCUGCACACGGGAGCCCCACACCCCUCUCUCUCUUUCCUUUUCCCCUUCCCUCCUUAUCUCACCCUUCCUUUCAUUUCACUCACCAGAGAGAGAGAGAGAGGAGGUGCAUUUUCACUGAAUAUCUGCUGCACUGUCUAGAACUACUUGGUUUCCUCAACGUUUUUCAAAUUGUUUUGAAGAGGAGAAGACUGUUAAAACCACUUUAUUUAGGCCAAAGGGACUCACUAACACGCUAAUGUAGAUUUUGCUGGUUAUGGCCUGCUAGGGCAUGGCUCAGUUUCUCCCUAGCAUUAGAAAAGCAUGUCGAAUUUUAACGUGUGUGUGUUCAGCGCAUCUGAAAGGUUGUUUCACACUGAUAUUCCGUUACCAGACCUAUAACAGGAGAGCGAGGUGGGACAAGUAUGCACUUUCUCAGAUCAAACUGUGAUUUUUAGCUAAAGGUUCAAGUUGCGAAUGUCACUGACCAUGAGAAAAAGUUUCUAAAAAUACAAGUUUAUUUCCUGCACUUCUCAUCUCUGUUAAAAUUCAAUAGAUGAAUGAGGAAGGGACAAUUAUCGGCUAACUGGUGAAUUGUAGCAAUUAACAGAAGAAAACUUAUCGUAAAAUUGGACAUCACAUUAGGGUGAGAUUUGUUUGUAAACUACGAUGGGUUUAAUUUAAGCAUGGUAAGGUUAUUAGAAUUCUGAUUUUGCAGGAAGUCACCACCCCUUCUUUUUAUGUCCUUUUAAUGUAACUGUUUAAUGACUGUCAAAAUAAAAGCAAAAAUGUAUGUUUUAUGAGAUGGGUUCUUAAACUGCUAAGCCAUUGGAGUAUGUUGAUGCACAAUAAACCUGUCUAAAUGUAUACCA